Molecule: messenger RNA, 2418 nt
Organism: Pan troglodytes (chimpanzee)
Lineage: Eukaryota; Metazoa; Chordata; Mammalia; Primates; Hominidae
Product: ubiquitin carboxyl-terminal hydrolase 6-like
Exons: 3
Coding region: 63-377 (104 amino acids)
Biological process (GO): protein deubiquitination
Cellular component (GO): Golgi apparatus
Molecular function (GO): cysteine-type deubiquitinase activity
Source: RefSeq, a predicted model, not a curated record
UUCAAUAAGUGGUUUAUUGUACAGUUUUCAGAGAGUGGUCUGUGUUUUGUUCACUUGUCUUCAUGUAUUCAUCAGCAAGUAUUUUUCAGUGCCAUUCAGGAAUUCUGAGUGGGGGCCAUUACGUCGCUUAUGCUAAAAACCCAAACUGCAAGUGGUACUGUUACAAUGACAGCAUUUGUGAGGAAUGUCACCCUGAUGAAAUUGACACCGACUCUGCCUACAUUCUUUUCUAUGAGCAGCAGAGGAUAGACUAUGCACAAUUUCUGCCAAAGAUUGAUGGCAAAAAGAUGGCAGACACAAGCAGUAUGGAUGAAGACUUUGAGUCUGAUUACAAAAAGUACUGUGUGUUACAGCAAAGCUACCAUUCUGGCUGCUAGACAGCUUGGUGGGGAGGGAGAUGACUCCUUGUAGCUGAUACUUGGCAAAAGUGUCACUGAGAGGCAAGCUAAAUGUAGUUAUUUUAUCCUGUUAGAAUACAAAUUCUAAUUAAAAUAGUUAACUUUAAGAGUAGUAGUAGUUUUAUUUUGAAGUCUCAUGCAAGUUGUCUGAUAGAGAACUUUCAGGCAGAUCCCACCAUUAGCCUGUAAACAAAAAGUUUGGCACCAGCCACCUGGGACCAAAUAAGAACUCAAUUGUGCUUGUCCAGAUAUGAACAAAUAUGUAGUCAGUAUAGAGUUUAUCAAUAAUCAUAACAAAUAUUAAAGAUUUCCUUGGAGUCAAAGUAAAAAACAAAAAAUUAUAAUGUUGUCUAGGGAUGACAUGAUAUGCUACCUCCUUUUUCCUUAAGUUUUAUUCCAUUCUGUUGACAAGAUGGAGAAAGCAAGAUCAUGAAGGUGUGCAAAUGAUUCUUACGGCAUGGGCGAGGAUUUUUCCAUUUAUUUUUUAAAGUUUCCAUACCCUUUCUUUGUCUUUCUUGCUUUUUGUUUUUGCCGUUGUGUUUAUGUUUGAGAUACAACCAGUCAUUGGUGGCAGGGGCAUAGAGUGGUCAGUCUGAAAGGGAGGCUCUCUUAAGAGCUAUGUGCCUUCCACCCAGAGGGAGACCCAGUAGAAAGAAAAACAUCCUGGGAAAUCCAGCUACCAUGGCCCUCCCAGUGGAGGCAUCUUACAUUUAGGAUACUUCAAGUAUCCUCAGAAAUGUAUUCUGCACCCCCGGCCCCGCCCAUGCUGAGGGAAGGGGAGCAGUUGCCAAUAUUUGCACCAUCUUCACAUGCACAUGUUGCAACAAGAGCUUCUGGGAAGGUAAGCGGCAUCGGAGCUAGAUCACGUUUCACAAUUAGUGGUUGUUCUUUUCCGUGUUUAUUUUGCACUUUAAAAAAGAGAGAACACAUGCAAAUGAACUUGCUUGUGUGUAUUUGAUGGCUCCAAGGGCUAUAAAUUACAAACAAAACACAUCCCAGACAUUAGGAGUUCAUAAGUAUAUUUAAUGAAAUUGGUGGUUUUAGGAAGUCAACUUUAGUUUUGCUUUGUUUGCACGUCCACUAAUUUUUAUUUUGAUAUUUGUCUUUUUUUAAAAUUUUACAGUAGUCAUUGAAAGUUAUGUUUCUUUGUUUACUUCAUUUUUUCCUCUAAUUAUUCAAGACUGGAACAAAAGUAUAAAUAUUAUUUAGUUCAGGUAGAAUUUUUUUGGUGUAGUUUUUUAAUAUAUACUUGAAGGAAAUGUUUCACCUUAUUUUUGGUCUUUGUUUAUUCAUUUAGACCCUGCAAGUUGAUUCUCAUUAAUUGUCAGAUUCCACUACACUUUCUUCCUCAUAGGUAGUAAUUACCAGUGUAACUAAGCAUUUGUGUUCUGAUAUCUGAGGCCAGUAACCAUUAAUAUCUAGUUCUCAGAGCAUUUGGAAAGGUUAUCUUAAAUGGCUACCUAAAUUGAAAUCCUUUUCAGAAAAAAUAUAAUUGCAAAUAGGUAGGAGUGGCCUAAAUUAUCUAAUGUAAUAAACUCAGAAAAAAUGCAUACUUUAUAGUUUCAAGAUUUUCAGUAUAUAAAAUCGGUCCAUUCCUACGUGUACAUGUCCCGUUAAAAAGUGGAAGACUUUAAAUAAUUUCUUUACAGAUGUUUUAUUUAAGCAGGUAGCACAAUCUACUAAUGUUGUUUGAUCUGUUUGUUAUACUGGUUGUAAUUAAUUUUUUUAAUUCAUGAACUAGCAGAAAAUUUAUUAAAUUAACUAUUAACUACAUUCACCUUGUAAAUUACUGUAUAAAACAUGUUGACAAUGCACUGACUUUAGAAAGAUGUUAAUGUAUAUAAAUAGAGUGUAAAUAAAAUAGUGUUGAUGUACUGAAAUAUGAACGGUAUAAAAAGUAUUGGUAAUUGUAUAUGGGGUGUACCUGUUUAUCCGUAACUGUUAUCCAAACAAAUUAAAUACUGUGGAUGCCUCUAUGUGCUGUUUUUCCUCAUACAAGUAAACAACACAGAAUGUCAAA